Messenger RNA from Bursaphelenchus okinawaensis, 2326 nucleotides. The record is from the annotation of a GenBank genome assembly. Lineage: Eukaryota; Metazoa; Nematoda; Chromadorea; Rhabditida; Aphelenchoididae.
AUGGGACAAUAUUGGUCAGGUAAGUUAAUUAGACCUCUAUUCCUACCCCUGCCUCUGAUAUCAUAACCCUUACCUUUAGCCCUAGCGCUACCUGUACCCAUACCACUACCCCUACCUCUCCUUCUACUCUUUUACUUUACUCUGCUCAACCCUAUUCGACUCAUCAUUAGCUUCAUCGUAACUUGCCAUAGCUUAAUCGUAACUAGCUCUUGCCCUACCUUAUCUAAUGAAGGUUAUGUAUCCUUCUCCACCCCUACUCUGCGAGCCAUUUUAAAAAAAUUUUUUGAUUUUUCAAAUAUCAAUAGGCUAAAAAAAAUUUAUGCAAAUUUCUCCAAAAUUUAAAAAUUUUUCAAAACACCCUCCCAAACAUUCAAAACUUUUUCAUUUUUACUUUUUUUCAGCGGAAAACGGGUCGGAAAUGAACAGCAGCCCCAUCGACGGCUCGUUGUCGGCCGCGCGCCACGACUUUGACUUCCCCAAACUUCAACUGCAUUAUCACUUGGAUGGCGGGCUCAGAUACACGACAAUACUGGAGUUGGCACAGAACAAGAAAAUCGACUUACAGGGCGCAAAAACAGUGGCAGAGCUGAAGAAGGUGCUGGUCACGAGGAAGCCCGCCACUUUGGCCGAUGUUUUAAAGGCUUUUGCCGUGUUUCUGCCGACUGUCGCGUAAGUUUUUAGAUGUUUUAUGUUGUGAGGGUUGUGAAGAUCGAAACUUUGUUUUGAAAAAUUGUGAGGUAGGGUUAAAAAUGGCAUAAAAGAGGCAUUUUUAGGGUAAAAAAGACGUUUUUUGGGCGAAAAUAAUUAAUUUCUAUAAGAAAAAGAUAGUUUUAAAGCGUUAAAUUGAUUUUAUAGUGAAGAUCCAGCAUCAGCCUAACGUCUAGCUUAAAAUAAUGCAUUUUAAACGGCACAUUGUAGUUAAAAAUGGCAUAAAACAUGCAUUUUUAGGCCAAAAACGGGCGAUUUUCAUCAAAAAGUUGCCAUUUCAAUCUUAAAAAACGUCAUUUUAGUGGAGAUUUAGAAGCAAUCGAACGUGUAGCUUAUGAAGCAUGUGAAGAUCAAGCCAAGGAUGGUGUGAUUUACUUUGAAGGGCGGUACAGUCCACACUUUUUUGCUGGCAUGUCAUUGAAUACGCAACAUCCGGUCAAUGUCGCGCCGGCCGAGGUGGUCAAGGCGGUUCAUCGAGGAUUCGUGAGAGGGGAGAAAGAGUUUGGCAUUAAGGCACGGUCGAUUCUGUGUUGUAUCAGAAGUCACGAUGGGUGGAACAAGGAGGUCAUUACUUUGUGUGAGUUGGUAUACCGUAGUCGUUGGUACUGUUUUGCUAUACCCUACUUUAUCAUUUCAUACCUAAUCUGACACUGCUUUACCUUACCCAGCUCUAUUUUACCUUGACCAACCCUAUUUUACUCUACCCUACUCUACUCUAUCUUACCUUACCCUACCCUCGCCUACUCUUCACUAUUAUUUCAGGUGAAACCAUGAAAGAAUAUGGUGUAGUAGCCAUAGACGUGGCCGGAUGUGCGGGUGGUGCUGACGAAAAGUACGAGCAGUCCGUAAUCGACGCCUUCAAACAAGCCUACAAAGUCGGCAUUCAUCGUACCGUGCACGCCGGCGAAGCCAGUGGAGCCAAGACGGUGGUGCGAGCGGUGGAUGAUAUGCACGCUGAACGAAUCGGGCAUGGCUAUCACCUACUGGACGACCCGGCCGAAUACACGAGGCUGGCGGUAGAAGGCCGGCUACAUUUGGAGGCAUGCCCAUUGAGCUCGGUAAUGACCUCGUCAGUACCGUUAGAGUGGCCAAAACAUCCCAUCAUCAAGUGGGCCAACGACGAUGUCAACUUCUCGUUGAGCACCGACGAUCCGACCGUCUUCGACAACAGUGUACAAAGCGAAUUACAGCUGGUUCAUGGCAGAGUGGGGUUGAUGUGUCAUCAGAUUUGGAAAUGUGUAAGAGUUCGAUAUGUUUUGGGUUGGUUUGGCUAUGGGGAAUGGUGGGGGAGAUCAGGGCCGGGCAUGGCAAACCAAGAUAAGGGAUGGCAAGGCAGGGUGGAACGGGUGUAGCCGUGUGUGGCAGGGGGGAGGGGACAAGACAGAAAGUGGGGUAGAGUAAAGCAAAACAAGGCAGAGCAGGCCGUACAGGGCAUGACGUGGUAAGGCUGGGCAAUCUAAAAUAGGGUAGGAUAAGGUAAGGCAGGGCCGUUAAAAAUAAUAGGGGUAUUAAUGACAUUUUCAAAUUUCAGCAACUGAACGCGGCUGAAUCCUGCUUCCUGGAAGAGCCUUUCAAGUCCGAGCUCAUUAAACGGGUCAAAGACAAGGAGCCAAAGUAA